Diabrotica balteata is the source of this 417-nucleotide messenger RNA. The record is from the annotation of a GenBank genome assembly. Lineage: Eukaryota; Metazoa; Arthropoda; Insecta; Coleoptera; Chrysomelidae.
AUGAAGGCCGUAGUCAGUGCAUUGUGUACCGAAAACGGGAUUUCCGCUAUUAGCGGAAAAAUUACCAAGCGUAAGGAUAUCGAGAACGAGGAAAUUCAGAUGUACCUCUCCAAACUCAAGGAUCUCGUUCCGUUCAUGCCCAAAAACAAGAAACUAUCAAAAUUGGAAGUUAUUCAAUACGUUAUUGACUAUAUUUGUGAUUUACAAAGUGCUUUGGAAACGCAUCCUGCCGUCAACGCUUUCGAUGCAGCUGCUGCUCUCGGACAGAAGAAGUCACAAGCAGCAAUCAGCCCCAGGCAGCCUCUAGGAGUCAGGCCUAGCCCCAACACCAUCCUCGCACCAUGCGAAGCUCCUAUUCUUCAAAAUGUCACGAGUUCAGAAGCUUUAACGCCAUCAGAUAGGCAGUUGUCCUGUUAA